Talaromyces marneffei is the source of this 3498-nucleotide messenger RNA. RefSeq lists its product as uncharacterized. Bases 1 to 3498 code for a protein of 1165 amino acids. Gene Ontology annotation, molecular function: double-stranded DNA binding. The transcript has 6 exons. NCBI's taxonomy places the organism in Eukaryota, Fungi, Ascomycota, Eurotiomycetes, Eurotiales, Trichocomaceae. Gene Ontology annotation, biological process: maintenance of mitotic sister chromatid cohesion; mitotic sister chromatid cohesion. The record is from RefSeq and is a predicted model, not a curated record. Gene Ontology annotation, cellular component: chromatin; SMC loading complex.
AUGAGUUACCCACCGCCAUACGAUAACGGGCAAUAUCCUCCUCCGCAGUAUCCCUCGCAGUACUUGCACCAGAUUCCUCAGAAUGCCGCGUUUACUCGAUCUCCUGUAGCAGUUUCCCAGUCGCAGCCUCAAUACAAUGUGGGAAAUAAUGUGCAAUACAUGAAUUAUACGAACUCUUUUGGUUAUUCGCCAGCUUCAAUACCAUCCUCUUAUCCUCAGAGAUAUGGUCAACCUUCGCCCUCGCAAAAUCUGGCACUCCAGCGAGGGUUGGCACCUCCUCAAUCGCCUCAACAGCAGCAACAACAGCAAUUCCUAUAUCAGCAGCAGCAGCAACGGCAGCAACAAUAUAAUUCGUCGGUGAUCCAACAGCAUCAACAUUUGCAGCAACAUCUAUCGCAGUCUUCGCCGCAGCCUCCACCGCAACCAUCACCGCAGCAGAAUAUACACUUACAACGACAGCAAUAUGGUUCUUCAGUAGUUCAGCAGCACUUUAGCUCGCCAAUUGUCCAGCAACAUCAACUCCAAUCCAUAUCACAACCCUCUCCACAGCCUGUAUCUCAACCAUCGCCGCAGUUGAAUCAACAUGCGCAACGGCAACAGCAGUAUGUCUCUCCAACUAUACAACAACAUCAACUCCAAUCUCUACAUCCUUCACCGCAGCCUCGAUCUCAACCGUCACCACAGCCUGUCCAACUCCCACAACGGCAGCAGCAAUACAGUUCUCCAACAAUACAACUGCAGCAGCAACUGCAGCAGCAACAGAACCAACAUAUAUCGCAGCCCCUACCGCAGCCAUCACCUCAGCCAAAUCAGAUUCAACGCUUACCGCAACCUUCUCCACGACCCCCGAUUCAACCUUCACCUCAGCCUGUAGUUCUGCCCUCGCCAAAGCAAACUCAGCAGCCACAACUACCACCACGGCAACAGCAACAACAACCGCAACUCGGUUCACCGGUGGUUCAACAGCAUCAAAAUAUACAGCAAAAAAAACCACAGCCUCCACCAAAACCCCCGCCUCAACCUUCUCCGCAACAGCAUCAAAACAACUUGCACUCCAUACAGCCAUCACCAACGCAGCCUGCUCUUCAAGAUCCUCCUAUACUGUUUGUGAACCCGAGUGAUACAUUCACAGAACCAAUACGACCAACAUUUUCUUUUGAUGUGGUGGCCAGUGCUGGCUCUCCGUCAAACAAUCAGAUUGAACCGUCUUUCACAGCGCCUGGUGCCCCGCAGCAAAGCACUUUGCCUGCUGUCACAGCUCCCGCCACAACAGUAUCCCAACCUGCUUCAUCAAUCCAAUCUACCCCCAUUCGAGUAGAAAUCAAGCAGGAGCCACACAAACCUAGUCCGCUGCCAUCAUCAAUACCUCCUUCAAACGAGAUCACAAUGACCCCAUCUCGUCCGUCUAACCAAAGUCGAAAGUCAUCAGGGCAAUCGGCAUCUCCCUUGGUCAGGACACCACAAGUUGUCAUUCCAUCGCUGGCAGAUAUUCAAAGGGUAUCCACCAAGACUCCUGUCAAAAUAUCCGCCAAAACACCAGCGAUAGCACCUCACAAGGUGCAGAAACCUCAGAAAUCUGCUCCCGCCGAUUGUGAUGUAGAGUAUCAAACUCUACUUUUAGCCCUGGCAGACGAAUAUUUGAAUGCAGCCCAUAGCAAGGGAACAGUUAUUGCUCUCUCAAACAACGAGUUGGAUCUAAAGGAAUAUUACAAGCUAGUAGCCACUGGGUUAGGGUGUUUGCAAGCCGCACAAACGAACUUUCGAAUGCCACCUCUCACAGAGGCUUUGACACGAUUGCGCUACGCGCGCAUACUCAUUGAGGAAACUGAUAACGAUAUAUUGGCGGAGACGGCAUUGAGUAAAGGGAUUGAAAUAUGCGAACGGAACAAGCUCUUAGAUCUUAAGUAUACAAUGCAGCAGCUUUUGGCUCGCAUGCUUCAUAAAUCCAAUCCCAAGGCGGCAGCGAAGGCUGUUGACAAGAUGAUUGAAGAUGUUGAAACGUAUAAACAUACCCCUUGGGAAUAUGCGUUUCGCCUACUCAGAAUCAGCCUUGCGCUAGCGUCUUCGUCUCAUCAAGACUUCGUCAUCGCUAUUCAUAAUUUGCAGAAACUGACAAACCUGGCUACUCGCAAUGGCGAUAAGCUUGUAGUUGUUGUCGCUGCAUUGAUCGAGGCUGUCGCACAUUUGCAACAGUCCACAAGUCCCGAUUCCGUUGAACAAGCCCAACAUGCAGUGGCGGUAGCGCGGAGUCACCAACUGGACCCCCGUGUGCAGGAAAUACCUCAAAUCGGCUCGAUGCUACAGAUGGUCGAUAUAUCAUGCAGCUUGCUUGAAUAUGAUUUGAAUCAAGCAUCACAGAAGCUGCAGAUAAUGCAAAGCAUGAUGGAUCAGCGCAUCAACGACGCCCGAUGGCGAGAGGAUGGUUCAUUUUUGGUGCCGUUGAAUACACAAACGCCCCCAAAGCCGACUGAGAUAGGUGACAUUCUGCGCGUUGAGAAUGGAAAGUUAUGCUUGACAUUGCAUUGGCUUCCACAGCAUGACUUGUACGCCCUCUGCUAUUUUUUGAGCUCGAUGACCUUAGGUGCCAAGAAUUCACACGAUGGUCGCAAGGCUGAGAAGUAUUUGCAAGAGGGCUUGCGUAUGGUUCGUGGAAACUUCAAAGCGCCUGAAGAAGUCAAAGAGUCCGUCGUGGCUGCUAGUAAACGCCUCGAAUGGCGACGAAUUCUUUACUGCAACAUACUAGUACAUCUCACAUUCUUGGCUUGCGCAAGAACCGACUGGGAAAGUGCCAGUCAAUCAUUGAAGGAGCUCCGCAGCUCGUCUGAGGAACUAGGCAGUGCACUUCCAGAAUCAAUUUCCUCUCUCAUGGCGUAUGCUACAGGCGUCAUUGCCCAAGGCAAUGGUGAUCUCGUAGCGGCAUUAGCCGCAUACGAUUCACCUCUUCUCUCACUCUCAUCAUCGACAAAUCGAACAAUGCGCAAUGACCCUCGCCGCGACACAGCGAUUCUUGCAGGCCUCAACACAAUCCUCAUUCUCCGCGAACCCUCACAUCCAUCCCACUCCCGCCUCGAACAGGUCCUAGCCCUUGUCGAACCGCAAUGCCUCGGCAGUUCCAACAAAUACAUCCAAGCCGCCUACUACCUCGUCUGUGCCACAGUCCACAACGAAUCUACAAUCCAAACAAAGCAAUACCUCCAACAGGCCCUCCAGUCCGCCACGGGUAUCAACAACAGCCAAAUCACCUGCAUGACGCUCACAUUCAUGAGCUGGAAAUACUUCCGUGGCGUGGUAGGCGAGCAAUCGGAAAAGAGUGCGCGCGCAGGUCGCGCAAUGGCCAAGAAGGCUAAUGAUCGACUCUGGGUCAGUGUUACAGAUCAGAUGUUGGCGGAGACUUUGGAUAGACAGGGUAAAGCGGAUGAAGCGCGUGGUGUAAGGGAAGAGGCUGAUCGGUUGUUGAUGGGAUUACCAGCGCCAUUGAAACGGACAGAGUAUUUGUGA